Molecule: messenger RNA, 2319 nt
Organism: Colletotrichum graminicola M1.001
Lineage: Eukaryota; Fungi; Ascomycota; Sordariomycetes; Glomerellales; Glomerellaceae
Product: DEAD/DEAH box helicase
Exons: 2
Coding region: 1-2319 (772 amino acids)
Molecular function (GO): RNA helicase activity; ATP binding; nucleic acid binding
Source: RefSeq, a predicted model, not a curated record
AUGGCUCCCUCAAGCAAGCGCAAGCCCGUCGACGAUGACUUUGUUCACACAAUUUCCGAUAAUGACGAAGAAAUCGUCGAGGAGGAGGCCCCCGUCGCAGCUCCUCCCAAGAAGAAGGCGAAGACGUCCAAGAAGUCGAAAAAGGCUGCUUUGAAGGAGGAUUCGCCCGAAGAAGAAGUCAAUGAGGGCAUCUGGGGCGCAAAAGACGAAGACGAUGGUGCUAUGGACUCGGACUUUGAAUUUGCGCAGGAUGGCGCCAUCGAAUUCGGCGAUGCGGAACUCGAAGGCUGGGGCUUCGAAGGAGCCAAGAAGUCCAUGAGCAGCAACACGACACUCGGCGUUGAUCUCGACGAGAUCAUUCGCAGGAGGCGCACGAAGAAGGAUGGUAGGGACAAGCCGGAGGAAGUACAAGAGGAGGCUGUCGACGACGAGGUGGACAACGAUAUGGAUGUGGACAUCGACCUGGACGACGACGACGAUGAGGUCCUGGCCGACGAUGCGUUUGGCAUGGGCAUGGACCCCGACGCCAAGCAAUCUGGCGACGAAGAAGGGGCCUCUGAUGCAGAAGCCGAGGACGACGACGCGGCAUCCGACAACGACUCGGUUGCGACGCCCGUCAACCACCCCGAGGAUGAUCACGACUCGGACGACGAAGAAGAGGAUGCGGAGGAGCAGGCGAAGCGCGACGCUUUCUUUGCCCCCGAAGAGCCGGCGAAGCCCGGCAAGAAGGAUACCUCAUCGUCCUUCCAGGCCAUGUCCCUGUCGCGUCCUCUGCUGCGAGGUCUCGCGGCUGUUGGCUUUUCCAAGCCCACGCCCAUCCAGGCCAAGACCAUACCUAUUGCACUGAUGGGCAAGGAUGUGGUCGGUGGCGCCGUCACUGGUUCCGGAAAGACUGGCGCCUUCGUCGUCCCCAUUCUCGAACGUCUUCUCUACAGGCCCAAAAAGGUGCCGACCAGCCGUGUCGUCAUCCUGACCCCGACGCGUGAAUUGGCCAUCCAGUGUCACGCUGUCGCCACUAAGCUGGCUGCGUAUACCGACAUCAAAUUCACCCUGGCUGUGGGUGGCCUAAGCCUUAAGGCCCAGGAGGUGGAGCUGAGGCUUCGUCCCGAUGUCAUCAUCGCCACACCCGGUCGUUUCAUUGACCACAUGAGGAACUCUGCCAGCUUCAACGUUGAUACCGUGGAGAUUCUCGUUCUCGAUGAGGCCGAUCGCAUGCUCGAGGACGGUUUCGCCGACGAGCUGAACGAGAUUCUAACCACCCUGCCCAAGUCACGACAGACCAUGCUCUUCUCCGCCACAAUGACAUCGUCCGUCGACAAGCUGGUGCGCUUGGGCAUGAACAAGCCGGCCAGAGUCAUGGUCGACUCGCAGAAGAACAAGACUGUCGGUACCUUAGUGCAGGAGUUUGUCCGCCUGCGCCCGGGACGCGAGGAGAAGCGCAUGGGUUACCUGGUCCAUAUUUGCAAGACGAUGCACACCGAGCGUGUCAUCGUUUUUUUCCGCCAAAAGAAGGAGGCUCACCGUGCAAGAAUCAUCUUUGGCUUGCUUGGCAUGUCUUGCGCCGAGCUUCACGGUAGCAUGAACCAAGCUCAGAGAAUCGCAAGUGUCGAAAACUUCCGUGACGGCAAGGUUAACUACCUGCUGGCGACCGACCUGGCCUCCCGUGGUCUCGAUAUCAAGGGCGUCGACACAGUCAUCAACUACGAGGCGCCGCAGAACAUUGAGAUUUACGUGCACAGAGUCGGUCGUACGGCGCGUGCCGGCAGAACCGGUAUCGCCAUCACGCUUGCCGCCGAACCGGAUCGCAAGGUCGUCAAGGCGGCGGUCAAGGCGGGUAAGGCACAGGGGGCCAAGAUCAUGAGCCGCAUCAUCGAGCCGGCGGAAGCAGACAAGUGGCAGGCGCAGGUAGACGAGAUGGAGGACGAGAUUGAGGAGAUCAUGGUCGAGGAGAAGCAAGAGAAGCAGUUCGCGCAGGCGGAGAUGCAGGUGAGGAAAGGAGAGAACAUUCUGCAGCACGAGGCGGAGAUCAAGGCGCGACCCAAGAGGACGUGGUUUGAGACGGAGCAGGACAAGAAGAAGGCCAAGGAGGCUGGGCGCGAGGAGCUCAACGGGCCCAAGGGCAAGAAGCAGAAGCUCAGCAACAAGGACAAGAAGAAGCUCGACGCCAAGGCCAUGCGCAGCGAGGACAAGGUGUGGAAGAAGGGCAGAGCAGAGCGGGCCGGGCAGGGCGCGGUGCUCAACCUCAAGAAGCAGCCCAAGAAGAAGAACGUCCCGGCCAAAGGCAGGACCAGGGCGAGGCUGGCUCGCACGAAGCGGUGA